AUGCGUUCAUCCAAAUUCUGUUUAAAUCCUACGGGAGACACUCCAUCAUCUUGCCGCCUUUUUGAUGCCAUCGUGAGCCACUGUGUUCCUGUUAUAGUGAGUGAUAAAAUCGAACUACCCUACGAAAGUGAAAUAGACUACAAGGAGAUCUCAAUCUUCUUCUCGGUUAAAGAGGCAUUAAAACCGGACUACAUGCUUGAUCAGUUGAAGGGAAUCCUGGAAGAAAAAUGGAUGAAAAUGUGGUUGAGACUUCGGAGCAUUUCACAUCACUUUGAAUACCAGUACCCCCGAAGAAGGAAGAUGCUGAUAUGA
Messenger RNA from Fraxinus pennsylvanica, 312 nucleotides. Lineage: Eukaryota; Viridiplantae; Streptophyta; Magnoliopsida; Lamiales; Oleaceae. The record is from the annotation of a GenBank genome assembly.